Messenger RNA from Daldinia childiae, 1014 nucleotides. Its product is annotated as Thiosulfate sulfurtransferase TUM1. The coding region runs from base 1 to 1014 and encodes 337 amino acids. The transcript is spliced from 2 exons. The record is from RefSeq and is a predicted model, not a curated record. Gene Ontology annotation, cellular component: mitochondrion. Gene Ontology annotation, biological process: transsulfuration. Gene Ontology annotation, molecular function: thiosulfate-cyanide sulfurtransferase activity. NCBI's taxonomy places the organism in Eukaryota, Fungi, Ascomycota, Sordariomycetes, Xylariales, Hypoxylaceae.
AUGGCGACUUUUGCAAUAUUUCGCUCCACGCGAGCUUUCUCUCCACGACGAAGCUUCCAGAGAUGCCUAAUUGGUUUCAUAGAACCUCGCCGGAACAUGUCCUCCUACCUAGUGACCCCCGCUGAGCUGGCAGAUGCUCUAAAGAAAAGUCCGCCAUCACCUAUCAGUCCCGAGCCUCGAGUUAUUCCUUUAUGCGCCUCAUGGUUCUUACCAAAUGACGAGCGAAAGGGCAUUGACGUCUUCAUCGAGAAGCGAAUACCAAAGGCCCGCUUCUUUGAUCUCGAUAAGGUCAACGAUAAACGGAGUCCAUAUCCCCAUAUGCUACCGAGCGCCAAGACAUUCGCAGAAGCAAUGAGCUCUCUUGGUAUUCGAAAGGAUGAUACAGUAGUUGUCUACGACUCAAAAGAGCAGGGUAUUUUCAGUGCGCCAAGAGUAGCGUGGACCCUUAGGGUAUUUGGUCACCCCAAGGUACAUAUUCUGAACAACUUUAAGUUGUGGGUGGAGCAAGGCCUUCCCACUGAGUCGGGCGAACUCUACAGCGUAGAAUGCAACCCGUACCCAAUUCCCAAGACAGACGAAACCCAGGUCGCAAGCUUCGAACAGGUGCGGGAGGUUGCCCUAGAUUAUAAUAAGGAAGGCUCCGAAGGGAUUCAGAUCAUCGACGCAAGACCUGCUGGGAGAUUUACCGGCAAGGACCCCGAGCCCAGAGAGGGUCUCUCAUCCGGCCAUAUGCCGGGUUCUAUCAAUAUUCCUUUUAGUGCCGUCCUCGACCCCGAGACCAAGGCAUUCUUGCCCAAGGAGCAACUACAGAAGUUGUUUAAGGAGAAGGGGAUAGAUCCGACCAAGCCGAUCAUAUCGUCAUGUGGCACGGGAGUAACGGCAGUUGUCAUCGAUACUGCUCUCGAGGAAGCAGGGUACGGUUCUUUCGAGACUCGGCGGGUCUACGAUGGUAGCUGGACUGAGUGGGCACAACGAGUCAAUCCUUCGGAUUCAUUGAUCCGCAAGGACGAGUAG